Trichoderma gamsii is the source of this 3189-nucleotide messenger RNA. RefSeq lists its product as hypothetical. Lineage: Eukaryota; Fungi; Ascomycota; Sordariomycetes; Hypocreales; Hypocreaceae. The coding region runs from base 1 to 3189 and encodes 1062 amino acids. The transcript is spliced from 6 exons. The record is from RefSeq and is a predicted model, not a curated record.
AUGUCUGACGGGCUCUCACAGCCGCUUGACGCGGUCUCGGGCCCAAAGCCCGGCAGCGACAGCAUGAAUGCGGAGCGCCUCGUGAGCGAGCGCGGCGGCGAGGCGGCCACGCUGGAUUCGGAUUUCUGCAAGGCCCUGCAAGGUAUCGAGACGCACGGCUACCUCAAGUCGUACUUUACUCUGCCCGAGCACGCUCGCAGCGGCCUGUCUGUAUAUCACGUCGGCGAUAUUGCUCUGCCUCUUGGAGAGAUUCAAGCGCGUCAGAUCAUGGGCCAAGCGAAGCCGCCCGGCCUUGACAUUCUUCCAUGGGAGCUGAAUUCCACGCAGUUUAAAUUGGAUUACAGCGUGUGGGAAGGCCGCCUCAAGGCUUUAUACAGGCACAUUGCUCCUGGCCUUGGCCAAGGUCAGGACUGGAUAGACUCGAUCCGCGCAGAGCCCAGCGCAGUACUGCUCAUGGAAAAAGGAGCGGCUCCCGAUCUUGGUUAUAACCGGGAUGGGGCAGGAUAUAUCAUGGUAUACCUGCCCACUGCAGACCUCCAGGGCGGCAGGAUUGUAACCGAGGUUGGCGGCCGAGCAAAGAUUGUGUUCAAUCCCAACAAGACGGAAGAGCAUUUUGCUAGUUGGUUUCCGAGUUCUAGGCCGCAGCCCGUCAAAUCAGGACGCGCUCUGGCGAUACAGUUCACCUUCGUUCCGAUAAAGGGCAACAUCAGUGGAACCGCUCUCCUCUGGCGGAAUGAGACGCGAGCAAUCCGCCAUACCCUCAAGCGAUGGCUUUCCAAGGAUGCUGGAUCCCGUGAGAGGGUUGCACUCUAUCGCCCCAUCGUUCGCAACGCCAGGAGCGGCAAGCUAUGUCUAAAAGAGCUUAGAAUGGCAGAUGAUGGCCAACUUCAGAUUCUUAACAAAAUAUCUGAUAAUUUUGGCUUCAAACUGUACCUCGGGCAUAUUGAACGUGACCAGAAGCAGCGUGAAGAUAGCGGCGCCUAUGAAGACAUACAAGGAGGCACUCGCAUCGCAAAACUGUUAGACUUGGAUGGGCGCUUGGUGACCAAAAAUCUCCGCCUUGACGAGGCUCACGUCCCUAAAGGGUUCUUUGAUUGCAUUCGUAAUUGGGAAUCACUGUGGAGCCAGUCUAAGUUGCUGGUACAUAAAGGCUUUAUGGAAUUUUUUGUUGUUGUCCCCUGCGAUGCGAUAGUACCAUUUUUCGUCCAACGUGGCGGCGACAAUGAUCUUUCGGCAAAGGAGGGAAUUCCAAAAGCACUUGGCGCGUACGCCAGAAUGUGCCUAAAGAGUCAAUGCUCGAAGAGCACGCUUUCCGUGUUCCAAGAAUUAUGCGAGCUUAUGUGGGACCCCCCACGGAAUGCAUCUGAAGGAGACACGCAAAGCCUUUUCUCAAAGCAUAAGCCAGAAUUCCACAAGAAUGACCUCAUUGACGUGUUCAAGGCCACAAUUCAGUUGAAGUGGUAUCCGUGGUUUGAGAAAAUAGCCGCUGCCCACGAAGGAGCCUUGUCAACAUCAUUCUUCGGCUGGGUGCCUGAGUAUUUUCACAGAAGCACUGUGAAAAUUGAUAAAUGGUUUGGGCCUCUUGAGAAAGGGUUAUCUGCCGCGGUUCUCUCAUACCCUCGAGCCAAACAGCAAGUCAGGGCGGUAGAGACUCUGUUUCCCAUCAUCAUGGCAGACACGGGCCGACUGGUCCCCUGCCCCCCCGAAUGCCUCAUUCGCUGGGCUCGCCAGGUGCUACAGGAGUGUAUCAAGACUUGCGGAUCUAAAAAGCUCGAUAGAAAAGAUGGGGAAGCAUUAGUCAAGCUUGCUCUGUACUUUGACGAUCCGAUUGCUGUUAUAUCACAAGUGGGGAAUGAAAUCGAUCCAGGAAGUAAGCCCGACGCGUACCUUGGGUUUAUCAACGAAAUAGACCUUUUCGGCCGCUACGACUGGAUCUCGUACGAACAGUCACGGGAGCUCUACUGCGAGGCUUCAAGAGCUUUUAUAACGUCAACGGCCUUUGCACAGAUUCACGGUAAAGAAAAAGAUGACAGCAAUGAAGCAGACUUCCUCAGUCGCUUUGUUUUUGGCGGAUCUGGGGCCGAGUUUCCGAUGGAGCACGAUGAAAGUGGCUCUGAUGAUGGAAUUGCGGAUGAGAUGAUGGAUUCCGACAAUGAUUUCUUGGAAGAUUAUAUGCCAGGUGCCCGAAAUUACAUGCCAGAUGGAAUUGACUCUGACAUGGACCUGGAUGAGCCUGGCUUGGACCCGUGGGGAUACGAGGCGCAUAGCCAUAACCAUAACCACCGCGACUACAAAGCAUACAAGGCAUAUCAAGAAUUCGAACUGAAUGGCGGCAAGCCAGAGACUGAGGUCGUGGAAAGUCAAGUCCAGUCCGCGACUCUCGGCCUUUGGCUACAGCAAGUCAUGAACACGAGCACAAAAUACGACGACAUAUUAUCACUGGCUCUUUCCAAGAUAGGCGAGGUGGCGCCACAAAUAUCCAGCGCAGAUUUUCACACUUUGUGGUUUCCUGUUCUGCGGGCGAUAUCUCCCAAGUUGGGUCGUCUCAGUCUUGAGAGGGCCAAGGAUUCCAAUACGCUGCUUUGGCGCAAAAGCAUUUAUACCCUGGUCAAAGCCUAUCUCGACAAUCAUGUGGGGAAGUGGCCUCGGCGUCCUAAGCUCGCGCAGAAAGGGGUUGAGUGCGAUUGUGCCGAUUGCAAGGGGCUCAAUGUUUUCUUGGCUGAUGUUUCGGUGAAAACCGGGCAUUUUCUUGCAAGUAAGAAGCGGACCACUCAUCUAGUAAGGGUCACUUCCAAAGAGGACACCGAUAUAUACACUGAACGUAAGGAAGUCGAGGGAAAUCCCCAGAAGGAGGAGUUAGUCUUGACAAAGUCUCGAAAAAAGAUGCUUGCGACGGCUCGUAUGGCGUGGAGAGAACGCCGGGACGAAGCAACCAAGCAGCUGGGCACCUUUGAGCAAAAGCAUCUUGCGGCCAUGCUGGGGCCCGAAUGGAUGACGCUUUUUAGCAUGGCGCAUCUUGGGGGGCCUAGCUUGAGUGAUUUGGAUAUGCGGAGGGCGUUGAGGUUGAAGACUGAAAGGGAGAACAUACCGAGGGGGCCUGCUUAUAUGGAUCCUUCGACGAUUGCAAUGUUCUUUGGUGGUCUUCCUUCUAUGAGUAUGGGGGAGAAUUACAAUUACAUGUAUAUUUGA